Messenger RNA from Arabidopsis thaliana (thale cress), 1549 nucleotides. Its product is annotated as ABC subfamily C protein. NCBI's taxonomy places the organism in Eukaryota, Viridiplantae, Streptophyta, Magnoliopsida, Brassicales, Brassicaceae. The record is from RefSeq and is marked reviewed. The coding region runs from base 1 to 1383 and encodes 460 amino acids. The transcript has 5 exons.
AUGGCAGUUUUCCGAUGCGCCGUCUUUUUAUCUCCUUCGAGUUUCCUUCCGUCGUACUCCACCGGAAGGAGAGUUUCUAACCCUAAAUCCAAAGCUCAAGAGACAGUCAUAAUCGGAAUCGAAACGCCGGAAAAUGAUCCUUCAAGCGACGUAGUUUCUGAUGUAGAGGAGAUUCAGGUCUUAAGUAGCUCGGUUGUGUCAAAUGAGGUAAAUGGUAUAUCAACUAAGAUCUCUCCGAAGUUAGUAGCGAAGUAUGGAUUGUGGUUGAUCGGAAUAUUCGCUUUUCAAACUGUUUGUGCUGUUUUGUUUCUGGGAGACUCAACGAAAUCCGAGAAAACGCCGGAAGUUUCAAGUGAUAGUGAGGGUAACAAUUUGGUUUUGCUAGAGGAUGUUGAAAUGAAUGAGAAGAUUGCAGAGAUCAGAAUGAUGGCACGUGAAGCACGUAAAAGUGAGGGUAAGCAAGAAGAAGAUGAUGAAACUGGGAUUGAUAUUGAGAAAGAGAUAGAAGCAAGAUUGUCUAACAUGGAGAAACGGUUGAAUUCACAGAGGAAAGGUUUGGCGGGAUUGCGCGUAGAACCGUUGGAUGAAUCUGGAAAUGAUGAGAAAAGUUUGAUGUUUGAGAAGAAGUACAAGUUUAAAGCUGAGAAGCCUCCGAUGGGUAAUGUAAAAGGCUUUGGUGGAAGUAAAGGAAGUGAUGAGAUUAUGUCUGGGACUGAGAAGACAGGGAAAAAUGGAAGUGCUAGUGAAUCACGAGACGGUGAGAAGAAUCCUGAAGAACAACUACAAGAGUCAGUAUUCCGAGAUGGUGCUGCUCAGGAAUCUGAGCAAAGACGACCAUCAAACGAAGUUAAGAAGUCAAGAAAAUCUGGAAAUCGAGUGGGCGGAACACCAAAUAUGAAAGCUGGUUCUGGAUUUGGUAGCACUUCAUUGUCAGAGAAACAUGGAGACGUCAGGAAAGGAAAACCAUUGAGAAGAGCAAAGGAGAAACAAUCUGAGAAAGAGAAUAAAUUGUGGUGGCUCAAGCUUCCCUAUGUGCUGAGAAUUCUCAUGCGGAGUAAUAUCGAUCAAGACAUAUCUGAGGGAUAUUUUACCUUGAGGACCGAAUCUAUGGAACAAAAUGAGGGUCAAGUUUCACAUAUGAUUGCAUUUGAAGAUCAAAGUGAUGCUAGAAACUUCUCUUAUCUGCUUGAAUCAGUUUUUGAAGACUUGGAUGAUUUCAGUGCCGAUAUAGCUCCCGUAACAACCAAGGAUCUUUAUGAUGAAGUUAGUUCUGGUGGCAAGAAUGUGAUAGUUGUGAGGAAGAGGCAGCUUACGUUGUAUGCUGGACAACCAUUUGAAGACGUUGAAAGAGCUUUGCGAACUCUGAUUCAAGAACGAAGAUGAAAAAAGUAACAACAUUACUUCGGACUGAAAAAACUAGAGAGCCCAGAGAUGAUCAAUGUGGAGAUGACAGGGGCAGUAAGAACAAUGGUUCCACAACAACAAUUUUUCAUGAAGCUUAAAGAACCACUGAGCUUCUGUUGUAUUAUGGUAGUAGCAUUGGAAUUGA